UAAUCAUUGACGACUGCUGCACCUGUUCGCAUAUGCGCGCACGCUUAGCAUCCAUGUCCUACCAGACAAGACACAUGAGACCGCGGGUUAUGUCUGGUUCAGACUGAUAUCACUAAUCUGGGUCUUUUGCUUCCCCGCUCCGGAUCCAAGUAUAGGUAUUCCGCGUCUGCUCGACAUAGAGAACUACGCCUCCAGACUCUUGCUCAUUGAGCAGAGUGACCGACUCCUGUAACAAGAAGUGCGUGCGCUCAAACGGGCUGCAGAGGAAUCAGUUGCCAUGAAGGAAGAAGUGAAGCAGGUCGCUCUCGUCGUCGGCGCGUCGCGAGGGAUAGGCCGGCAGAUAGCCAUUGAUCUCGCAAAGGCGGGUUAUGCAGUCGUUGUAGCAGCCAAAAGCACCUCAGAUGCAUCCGCCGUAUCGCCAUUUCCCCCAGACCCCAACUCCCCCGCUUCCACCAUCAACACCGUCGCGCGCGAGAUCAACGAGGCCGGCGGCACCGCAACCGCAUUCCCCGUCGAUACGCGCGACGCGACCUCAGUCAACAAACUCGUCGCCGACACUGUCGCUCGCUACGGCCAUAUCGACGUCCUCGUCUACAACAGCGGCGCAAUAUGGUGGUCCAGCGUCGCCAAGACGCCCUUCAAACGCUUCCAGCUCAUGCAGCAAGUCAACAUCGAGGGCCUGUACGCCGCGGUGCAAGCCGUGCUGCCAGAAUUCGAGAAGCAGGGGUGGAAAGGGCGCAUCAUCAUCGUCAGCCCGCCGAUCUACUCGCGGUUCUUCCGCGGCAAGACAGCGUACGCCAUGGGCAAGGUCGGCAUGUCCGUGCUGACCAAGGGGCUAGCGAUGGACUGGGAGCGCGAGGGCAAGAAAGACAUGGCUGUCACGAGUAUCUGGCCUGCUGUUGCGAUUGAGUCGGCUGCCACGCAGAACGUUGAGGCCGAUAGUCUGCAUGAUUUGAGGAAGCCUACGAUCUUCUCGGACGCCAUCCUCGAGAUGCUGAGAAGCGACCCUUCCGAGGUGAACGGCGCGUUGGAGCUUGACGAGGACUUUCUGAGGAAGAAGGGGUACAAGGAUGAUGACUUUGAGAAGUACAAUCUGGUGCCGGGUGCGAAGCCGAGGAGAAUCAUGCCGAAUAGUUUGCCUGAUCUAAGGGUGGCGGAGCAGGAUGACGAAGGGAACAGAGUGGAUAGCACGCAGUUGAGGGCGGCGAAACUCUAGCAGAUAUGAAGGUCAUUCAGAACUGGGGAAGACUCCAGCUUGAAAACCAGAUUAAAUGAAAGGAGCGGGUGCAAGGAGGAUCCGGCACUGUCCAAAGCCUGCAUGCUGAUUACGUUCGU
Molecule: messenger RNA, 1335 nt
Organism: Boeremia exigua
Lineage: Eukaryota; Fungi; Ascomycota; Dothideomycetes; Pleosporales; Didymellaceae
Exons: 2
Coding region: 278-1216 (312 amino acids)
Molecular function (GO): oxidoreductase activity
Source: RefSeq, a predicted model, not a curated record